Molecule: messenger RNA, 3208 nt
Organism: Ceratitis capitata (Mediterranean fruit fly)
Lineage: Eukaryota; Metazoa; Arthropoda; Insecta; Diptera; Tephritidae
Product: RNA-binding protein 10
Exons: 12
Coding region: 314-3025 (903 amino acids)
Biological process (GO): mRNA splicing, via spliceosome
Cellular component (GO): nucleus
Molecular function (GO): RNA binding
Source: RefSeq, a predicted model, not a curated record
UAAGUGUGGUCUUCGUAUAAUUUUCCAUCUCUACUCGUUACUCUUUACUCGUCGAAACCGCUAAUGUCAAAAAAGAAAAAUCGAUUUAAGUUUUAAUCGAGCGUUUUUCUUCCUGUGAAAAUCUAUACAAAGUUAAUUAUAACAAGAUCAAUUUUUUCAUAAAAGUGUAAAGAAAUAUAAAUAUAAUAGUAGACUCAUGAAAAAUUAAAACAACAGCGUUCAAUGUUCUUUACCACAAAGUAAAUUAAGAACAACAAGAAUACAUCAAUCUUGUAACUCGUUUAAAAAUUGUGUAAAAAAGUGUGGCGAAGUAAUGAAUAUGGAUAGGCGUUCACGUAGCAUAUCGCCAGGCACACGCCGGCACCGGAAUGGUGGUAACAUGGCUGGAGGUGGUGGCUCACGACGGGACUACCGUCGUUAUAGUCGUUCCCGCUCGCGUUCAAGGUCACGUGAACGCAGUCGCGAUCAAAAUAUUCGCCGCCGCAAUAGUCGCUCUAGAUCACGAGAUCAUAUCGGACCACAUCGACGCGGCGGCAGUGGAGAAAAAGAUUUAUAUCGUGAUUUGAUAUUUGAUGACUAUCAGGAUGAUAAAAACUAUAAUGGCCGUGGCCAUCGUACUCGUGGUGGCGGUGAUGACGAUUAUAAUGAUGAACGCGAACGUUUUUGGAAUGAACGCGGCAGAGAUAAAGGCCGUGACUACGAUCGUGAGAGAGAACGUGACCGGGAUUAUGAAAGAGAUCGUGAUGGAAGAGACAAUCGCCAUGGUCGGCAUGGACGACGCUACGAUAAUGAUCGUGAUAGUGAUGACAGCGAUGAAAGUUUUCAGAAACAUCUCAACAAUAAAACCCCAUCAAAUACAAUAAUUGUACUGGGUUUACAAUCGCAUAUAACCGAAGCAGAUCUUAUGAGUAUAUUGAUACAACAAGGCAUGACUGCAUCAAUACGUCUUAUACGCAAACGACCAACAGGUGCAUCACGAGGUUUCGCUUUCGUCGAGUUUAGUACCAUUGAUGAAGCUGCACGUUGGAUGGAGUUAACCCAGGGCACAAUACAGUUGCCGGAUCAAUCGAUUGCCAAUCUACAGUACAGUGUCUCACCUAAGCAAAAAGCAAAUGCCACUGAUUGGCAUUGUGGCAAGUGUGGCGUUUUGAAUUUCAAACGACGUUUUCUCUGUUUUAAAUGUUAUGCGUCGCGUGAGGAUAGCGAAAAAAUCGGCGAGGGUAGCGAUGAAGUUAGCAACAUCUUAACGAAAAGUAUAUCAUACAAACUAAUUGCUAAAAUACUAAGCGAUAUUGCAAAAAAAAAAAAAAAAAAAUUUCCAGUACUCGUCAGUUACUGCAUAGACCACGAGAAUCGUCAAAUCGUGCCCAAGAAAGGAGAUUCCGGCGCCGCGGGCGGUUCCUCUAUUGGCCCGAUGACAGCUGCUGAGAUGAUGGCUGCUGGAAGUUCUUUGGCCGCCGGUUCGGAGUACACCUUAGCUGAUGUGCCCCGCUUGGCCGAGUAUAGCGCAGCUUUGUAUGCAUCAACACCAGCGGAACAAGCGCAUUAUCUACAAUACUACACCGAAUAUUACAUUAGUGAGAUAAAUAAGGGACAUUAUGGAAAUUUGCCUAGUUCGGCCCAGUUGGCGGAAACGUCAGCGAAUUCGGCAGCCGCUGUGGCACUUUCUGCCAUACAACGAAAACAAAAGAAAAUGAAUAGCAUUGAAACAACAGCCACACAAGCAGCAGCUGCUGCUGCAGCGGCUGCGGCCGCCGUGAAAGCAAGUUUAGCGUUGAAGAAUGUAGUUACACCGAAAGGAAACGAUGGCAAAACUUAUCCUACACCCGAUGUCACUCUAUAUCAAUAUGACGAGACCUCAGGCUAUUAUUAUGAUCCCACAACCGGCCUGUAUUACGAUGCACAUUCCCAAUACUAUUAUAACAGCGAAACAGGCGCUUAUCUCUACUGGGAUCAGCGUAAGAGCACAUAUGUUUUGGCCACACCAGCAGCUGCCGCUGCCACCGUGCAGGAUGUUGUGAACAGCGAAGCAGGAGAUGAUGGCAAAGCAACCACAUCAGCAGCUGCUGCCACAGUGACAGGCAAUGACGAUGAAAAAAAAGAUAAAAAGGAUGGAGCGAAUAAACAUGAUAAGGUGAAGGUAGCUAAGAAAAUUGUAAAGGAUAUGGAGAAAUGGGCCAAACAGUUGAAUCAAAAGAAAGAUUACACAGUAGUGGCCACGCCGCAACCUAUUUUACCUUCCAAGACAGACGACGUGCCGUUGCGUACAGUAAGCGUAACUAGUAGCAGCUCAAGCGGACUUCUUUCAAGCGGUUAUGCCGACGUUGGCUUCUCUAUAUUAGAGAAGAAGGAACGUGCCAAAUUGGUAGAUUAUUUGCCGACAGCGGCGAGUAGUAGUAAUAAGCUCACAGCCUAUGCGUCCGACUCAGAUGAGGAUCAUGCUGCGCCGUCAGCAUCAGUGGGUGGCACUGGCAGCGUCGGAGAGGCCAGUGAAAAGGAUUAUGUCGAUUUUCAAAAACUCACAUGUCUGCUGUGCAAACGGGCUUUCCAGUCGCUGGAAAUCUUGCAGAAACAUUUAAAAAUAUCUGACUUACACAAACAAAAUUUGCAAAAGUUCAAUUUAGCGCGUGGUGCCAGCGCAAAUGCAGCUGCGAAUACAAACUUAGCUAGCAACUAUAGGGAUCGUGCCAAAGAGCGCCGACAGAAAUAUGGUGAAAGCGAUCCACCGGUGGCGAAUCGUAGUCGUGAACGUUUCGAAAUGGAAAUGAAAUCGAUGGCAUCGCGUCAACCGGAAGCGCCGCCUAUGCCGAUAGGUUCCAACAAUGUUGGCAAUCGUCUGUUACAGAAGAUGGGUUGGUCCGAGGGUCAGGGCUUGGGUCGUAAAAAUCAAGGACGCACAAGUAUAAUUGAGGCAGAGGCACGCUCGUCUACUGUUGGUUUGGGUAACAAGUCUGGUAUUACACCCGGUGAAGACUAUAAAACAUACAUUAAGAAAAUGAUGAAAUCACGCUAUGAAUCUGUUUGAUUUCUUUUUUUUAUUUUAUUUUACUAAAAUAAGCAUUUAUUGUUUCCUCCUACUGUCACUUUAACUGAUUAUUAAUUUAUUCAAUACUGAAAAUCACAUUUUGCAUCAUCAUUGUUGAAUAUUUCUACGCAAAUUCAGUUAAAAAAAAAUACAUAAAUAGAUUUAUAUGUACGUAUAUGAAAA